AUGGCGUCAAUCGGACAAUGGCAUCCUCCAUCACGUGGGGCCUCCUCCUGCUGGCAGACCUGUGUAGUCAAGUCCCUGGCGCGUCAGUCCAGCCCUGAUAUUUAUCAAUACGAUCUCCCACACUUCUCCAGCUUCGCCUUCAGCCUGUACCAUGAACUGGCCCGUCAGUCCAAUGACAAAAUCAUCUUCUCCCCAGUGAGCAUCGCUAUAGCCUUUGCGAUGCUCCUCUCCCUGGGAACCAAAGAUGAUACUUACAUCCAGAUCCUGAAGGGCAUAGGCUUCAAGUUUAAGAAGGCGCCUAAGGCUGAUAUCCACAAAGGCUUAGGGAGUCUCCCUGAAACCCUUAAGCAGCCAAACAGUCAGUUCCAGCUGACCGCCAGCACUAUGCUAAUCAUUGAUGAGAAUCCGAAGCAAAAGCCUGAGUUUUUGUACAAUGUCAAGAAGCUGUACCACUCAAAAGCCCUGUCCAUCAACUUCAGGAACAUCAAAGAGGCCAAGAAAGAGAUCAACCAUCAGAUAAAGAUAAGAACUCAGGGAAUAAUUGUGGAUUUGGUCAAAGAGUUUGACGAAGACACGGCUCUUGCUCUGGUGAACUACAUAAUUUUUGAAGGCAAAUGGAAGGAUAAAUUCGAGGCUCAGCGCUUCCUAAAAGGAGACUUCCAUGUGAACGAGAAGAUCACGGUCAAGGUGCCCGUGACCAACCGCCUGGGCAUGUUCCACCUGUACCGAGACAAUGAGUUCUCCUGCUGGGUGUUGGUGCAGCACUACCAGGGCAGAAUGGCCGCCUUCCUGCUUCUGCCCAACCUGGGGAAGAUGCAGCUGCUGGAGGAUGGGCUCUCUGAGAAGAACCUCGCCAAAAUCCUCAAAUACCUUGAGAUACGUUCUGCCAAUUUACACUUGCCCAAACUGUCCAUUUCUGGAACCUACGAUCUGAAAACUCUCCUGGGUAAACUGGGCAUCACCAAGGUCUUCAGCAACGGGGCUGACCUCUCAGGGAUCACCGAGGAAGUGCCUCUGAAGCUGUCCAAGGUGAGCGUGUCCUUGACCUCUGUAGGUCAGAAUGUGCAGGGGGGCUGCAGCUCAAGGGUGAGGCUGAGGAAGGGACAGAGGGACACAGGCACACCUGCAGACUGAGGUCCCUGAGGAAUGCCAUCGCUCCACCAAGACUGCAAUGUGGUCGGAUGAUGGAGGGGGACAGGUGGCCUCACAUGCUUGGUGCAUUUUCUUUAAGGACCUCCUCUGAGGUUGUGUCACUCACCCUGUCUCAUCCUUGGCCAGGGACUUCCCUUCUUUGGGUCCCGAUAAACCCUAUUUACAGAGAGAGGCUUAGGCUCAGGGACUGCAAAGGACCUUUGGCCCUGCGCCUGUGACAUCAGGAGCUACUGCUGAAUCACUGAGUCUGAGUUACAGAGUGAUUUCGACCAAAGAUGCCAUUUACGCAGGAGAAUUGCAGGUGCCCAGAGAAACAACUGCAAUUCAGUGAUUGACUGUGAGCUGAGUGCCUGGGUGGGGAUGAGGCGUGUGAAGGUCCCCAUCGAAGCCCUGGUCCCCAAGGAGUUUAGAAUCUGGUCUACAAACAAGUGCGGAGCCAAGGAGACAAAGUACAAGAAAAUCCGCCUCCCGAGGUGGUGGGUUCCUUCCCAGGGCCGUUGAGGAGGCUGGUCAGGAAGGGGUGAGGGUCCCCUCGUGGGUCAGACACAAGCCUUGAGAGCCAUGCUUGUGUGUCUCCUGCAAGGAGGGGAGGACAGGCCAG
Orcinus orca (killer whale) is the source of this 1753-nucleotide messenger RNA. Its product is annotated as alpha-1-antiproteinase-like. Gene Ontology annotation, molecular function: serine-type endopeptidase inhibitor activity. Gene Ontology annotation, biological process: negative regulation of endopeptidase activity. The record is from RefSeq and is a predicted model, not a curated record. NCBI's taxonomy places the organism in Eukaryota, Metazoa, Chordata, Mammalia, Artiodactyla, Delphinidae.